CAAAACCAGUAGGUUAGUUUGCAAGCAAACUCGAUAAAUUUUCGUAUUCAGAGUAGUCACUAUUGGUCGCUAUUUUGAAUUUUGAAGGAAAAAUCAUAUUCAGCGGUUGACAUUUAAGAAGAUGAAGAGAUUGACAGAUCAUGUUACUAUUGAAAAGGUUAGCGAUCAUAUUCCUGACGAUCUUGCAUUCUCGAUUAUGUUGAAAUUGCCUCUUAAAUCUUUGAAACGAUUUAGUUGUGUACACAAAUCAUGGUCCUUCUUAUUCGAAAAUCCAUAUUUCAUGAACUUAUACCUGGACAAUUUCAUAUCUAGUGACCAUUCUUCUUAUGAAGGGGUUUUAUGUCUCCAUAUACAACAUAUUAUGCCAUAUUUUCAAAAUCGUCCUGUGAUAUACUUGCUUUCGGGAGAGAGAUUUGAGAAUAAGGUAAAAUUAGAUUGGCCACCUCUAUUUCAAGAGAAUGAUCGGGGUGUUUGUGUUUUUGGUUCCGCUAUUAACGGAAUUGUUUGUCUCUACCAAGGGCUUACACCCACUGUUGUAUUAUGUAACCCAUCAACCAUGGAAUUUAAGGCCCUUCCUCCUAGCCCUACCGAGAUCUUAGCACAAAAUGUGAUAGGAUUCUUUUUUCUUCAUGGAUUUGGUUAUGAUCAUUUUAGAGAUGACUACAAGGUGAUUCGACACAUAUCUUACUCGUUAAAUGGAUAUAAUGUUGAAGAAGAUAUGGAUGAUACUCCAAACAAGUUAUCAUAUGAUGACAUGUGGGAGAUAUACAGUCUAAGAAGUAAUUCUUGGAGGAAACUUGAUAUUAAUUUGACUUAUGGUUAUGGGUCUUAUGUGAGUGCUUUUGUGUACGUAAAUGGAAUGUGUCACUGGUGGAAUGAUGAUGAUGAUGAUCCAUUACUGGUGUCAUUUGACUUAAGAGAUGAGGUAUGUUAUACAACAUCGAUUCCCUUGAACAUACCCACACCCUUAGAUCUGGAAAAAAUUGUUGAUUUUAUAUUUGUGAAUAGACACUUGGUGGUAUUAAAUGAGUCUAUUGGCUUGAUCUCAAAUUAUGCCAACACGAGUACUACUUUUCACAUAUCAAUUUUGGGUGAACUUGGUGUAAAGGAGUCAUGGACUAAACUCUUCAUUAUUGGACCCUUACCUUGCAUUGAGAGUCCUAUUGGAGAGGGAAAUAAUGGUGAUUUAUUCUUCAAAAGAAAAGAUGGGAAAAUAGCGAGGUUUAAUUUGAAAACCCAAAUGGUUGAGGAGCUUGGUAUUAAAGGGCAGUUUUGCGAUAGCCAAGUAGUCAUUUGCAAGAAAAAUCUUCUUUGCAUUGGAAGAAUAAAUAAUUGAUUAUUUUCUUAACCAUGAAGAUUUCACCCAAUUGGUUUACGCAUGUCGUAAUUAGGAUUUUACCAUGUAAAUUGAUUGGCUUUUCAAUUGCGCAUUUCAUGAUUAAAACAAGUGAAAAAUCGAUCAAUAAUAAGAAUCUUGUUUUA
Lathyrus oleraceus (garden pea) is the source of this 1482-nucleotide messenger RNA. Its product is annotated as F-box/kelch-repeat protein At3g06240-like. NCBI's taxonomy places the organism in Eukaryota, Viridiplantae, Streptophyta, Magnoliopsida, Fabales, Fabaceae. Gene Ontology annotation, molecular function: protein binding. The transcript has a single exon. Bases 122 to 1336 code for a protein of 404 amino acids. The record is from RefSeq and is a predicted model, not a curated record.